This is a messenger RNA of Spodoptera litura, 1325 nucleotides long. It is a transcript of the gene mRpL4, whose product is annotated as mitochondrial ribosomal protein L4. The record is from RefSeq and is a predicted model, not a curated record. Lineage: Eukaryota; Metazoa; Arthropoda; Insecta; Lepidoptera; Noctuidae. Gene Ontology annotation, molecular function: structural constituent of ribosome. Gene Ontology annotation, biological process: translation. Gene Ontology annotation, cellular component: ribosome.
UUCUUCUGAUGUUUUGAUUUCAUUUUUGAGGUUAUCUUACAAUUCGUUUAAUUUAUAUUGUGAUUCAAUUUAAUAACAUAAUCACAAUAUAUUUAAUAUGACUUCUGCAUUAAUAAGUGCUAUCAAAAGACUCCACAUUUCUGUGGUGCCACAAGUCAGAGUAUAUUCAUCAAACGUCGCAGCUGCUGCAACAGCGAGCGCAAACAACUUGUCUAUUACUAAAAAGGACUGGGCUUUCCAACCUCAGUACACAAAACCUCGUGAAGUAUGGAUUGAGAACUUGGAUACAGUAGAAGAACAAAAAUUGGGGUUAUUUGAACUACAUCCUUUGGUGUUCGCGGCUCCUCCACGAAUCGACAUUAUAAACCAGAAUGUUGUCUGGCAAAGGAAGAUUAGGUUCGUAUCGUGGGCUCAUACGAAAACUAGGGCCGAAGUGCGAGGUGGAGGUAGGAAGCCAUGGCCACAGAAGGGUUUGGGUCGCGCUCGCCAUGGAUCAAUUCGUUCUCCAUUGUUCCGUGGUGGUGGUAUAGCGCACGGACCUCGCUCUGGUAAAACCCAUUUCUUUAUGCUACCCUUCCACCUCCGACUACAUGGCCUUACAACUACUUUGUCUGCUAAGUUGGCUCAAGAUGAUCUGCAUAUUGUAAAAGAUUUGGAACUGCCAACGGAUGACCCUGAGUAUCUAAAUGAACUAAUAGAAAAGAGGAACUGGGGACCUUCGGUGUUGCUGGUUGAUGACACCGACUUAGCACCUAGGAAUAUAAUAGCAGCAUCAGACACACUAGGUCAUAUAAACAUUAUGCCAGUAUACGGCCUGAAUGUGUAUUCCAUGUUAAAACAUGACACUCUGGUACUAACAUUGUCAGCGGCAGAAAAGAUUGAAGAACGACUUCUACAUUGGCUGCAUGCAAAUACAUUGAAAGAACAACAACCAUUCAAAUUGAAUCAGGUUUAAAUUUUGGAAAGGAGGCCAUUUAUUGGUGUAACUAUACUGGUCCAGACCAGGGACCCACAGCAAAAUUUAGUAAGCCUCUUUUUUAAAUAUAAAAUAGUUCAGAUAAGAAUCUAGGGGUCCUCCAAUUUACCACCCUGUAGUUUCACCACUGGUUGAAAUACUACCCAGAAGAUAAACAGUUUUAAUAAAUGAUUUAAAUACAUGGAAAUGUUAACAAUAUUUGUUUUCAACUAUUUGUAUGUUCGUCCUGUUUAAUAUGUCAGCAUUUAAAAAGCCAAUACUGAACUUGAAACUGAACACAUUUUUAUUUUAGUGCAUAAGUUAUUGUAUAUGUAUUAGAUGUAGUCAAAAAAUACGAAAAUUAAAAAAA